Messenger RNA from Vigna unguiculata (cowpea), 722 nucleotides. RefSeq names its product Ribosomal protein L36. Gene Ontology annotation, biological process: translation. The record is from RefSeq and is a predicted model, not a curated record. Gene Ontology annotation, molecular function: structural constituent of ribosome. Gene Ontology annotation, cellular component: ribosome. Lineage: Eukaryota; Viridiplantae; Streptophyta; Magnoliopsida; Fabales; Fabaceae.
CACUUUUGACGACACCGCUUUGAAAUAUUGUCAUAGCUGUUUCAGUUGCCCUAUACCCUCUCUCUUCACCUCUUUCGCAUUCUCUCACUACAAGAAGCCAUGAAGGUGCGGUCAUCUGUGAAGAAGAUGUGUGUAUUUUGUCAGAUAGUUAAACGUCGAGGACGUAUCUAUGUGAUUUGCUCAGGGAACCCUAAGCACAAGCAACGGCAAGGCUUGGCAACAUUUGCAAGUGAAGUCCCACCUCCUCCCGUGUCCUCCUCAGAGACAAGUAGCUGCAAGAUGGUACUUAAGCCCUUUCAAAUUCUGAGACCAAGUAUGAUUUCUGCUACUCCUCAAAGGCACAGCUUGUCUACGUUGUAUGGAUGGAGGGUGGGAUUGGCCUCUAUUUUUUCUAUGAAGUAGCAAAAGUAAUUAGUAACCUUGAAAGUCCGAACAUAACAAGAAAUAAGUGUGAAGAGAUAGAUAGUCAACGGUUCUAGAUGAAGGCCUAUGUCUUUAUACUCUCAUUUCUUUGUAUUGGUUGAUGAAGUUGUCUCAAACUUUUUUUGUUAUGAGCAAGUUAUGUACGUCAAGAAUUUUGUUUCUCCGUCAAGAAUAUGGUCAUCAGAAUGUAACCUCCUAAGAAUAUUUGGCGUUUAGUGUUAACUAAAUCAGCAUGUAACAAUUGACAGGACUUUAUAUUUUAAAAUUAAAUAAUAAUAUUCAAGCAUUAUUGUUAUAAA